Molecule: messenger RNA, 1938 nt
Organism: Lontra canadensis (Northern American river otter)
Lineage: Eukaryota; Metazoa; Chordata; Mammalia; Carnivora; Mustelidae
Product: basic proline-rich protein-like
Exons: 7
Coding region: 1-1854 (617 amino acids)
Source: RefSeq, a predicted model, not a curated record
AUGCAGCAAGGCGCCGUCCGUCCUGACUCCCGUGGUCCCUCGGCACGGCCAUGGCUCUCCUCACUCCAGUUCUCUGCGCUGCCGGGUUAUGUCACCUUCGCCGAAGGUGCCCCGUGUGCGCACCCUGGGCCUGCCCCGGGGACAGAGCAGCAGCGCGGCCCCCGCAUGGCGCCCCAGCUCCAGACCCCGAGGAUCGCACCUGACGGGCUGCCCCUGAGCGGCAGGGAGGUCUGGCAGCGCGCCCCGCGCACGAGUGUCACUUGCUCCAUCUACGGCUCUGGAGAGGACGAGGGAAAUCAUUCAGGUGCCCCGAAAAGGCCCAGAAUGAGGGAGCCCGUGGCUGCCCCCAUCACCCCUGCCCUGGGCAAGAGGCUGGGAGGGCCGCCCUGGCCCAGGCCCCAGCCGCCCGCCAGCCCGAGGGGAGCCCGCCCCCUAGGGGAGGGCGCGGCGGGUGCAGGCUCCUCGGCUCCCCUACCCCGGCCCCGCCUGGGCCGCGGACCCGGCAGGAAUCUUGGGUCUGUGCCUCGAUCCUGUCGGAGAGCAGUCACUGCAGACCGAGCCCCUCUCUCGUGCCGCCCGAGGCGACCCCCCACUCCCAGAACCACUCGAAGGGAGGAGCCAGCGGCCAACGCCGAAACAGAAACGGCCACCGCCGCGGGAGCUGCGAGGUGGCGGUGGAACGGUGGAGUCAACGCGUGCGUCCUUAAACACCAGACUGUCUCCAGGCUUCUCCUGGAUUCCCGGGAGAACGCGAGCCCCGAGCAUGUUUUGGGGGUUCGCUUCGGUCCCUCGGCCCUCCCUGGGUCUCUCGAGGCCCCGCGCAGUCCCCACCCAGCAUUCUGGGACGUGUGUCUGGGCGGGAGCCGAGACCCGGAUGGCUCUUUGCCCGCCCCCCUCGCGCGUUCCACUCUCGCUCGGCGUUUGCUCUUUUUCUUUCUCCUUGGACACUCAGCCAAGGGAUUGCGCAAGCUUCCUGCUCCCGGUCCGUCAGGGGCCAGGAGCGGGGGGCCCAGACACGCCCCAGGGCGAGCGCGCCCUGCCCCUCCUGCACCCUCUCCGGGUCCCCUCCGCCCUCGCCGCGACCCCAGCGAGCUCGCGGCCCCGCGGGCGGCGCCCUCGGGAGGCGGCGUGGAGCGCAGCAGCUCCCCCAGCCGGACGCCGGAGCCGCACGCCGAACGCGCCGUCUCGCCGCCGGAGCCUCGAUGUGCCCCUGCUCUGCCUGAACGUCUCGCCCUCCCCACUCCCGCCUUCGAUGCCGGGACCCCACCGAGUCCCCUCGGUCCCCCAGGCAGAUCCGGACAUGCCCCGCGCCCCCUCUGCAGUCGCUCUCUCUCGUCCAGCUUGGCCGCGGGGCUGGGGCUAGCGUGGUUGAUGCUGGAAACGAGGCAGCCCGGCCCUGCCCCACCAAGGAGAGUGCCGGGGGGGCAAACUGGGAGCCGGCCGGGACCUGGGGUGGGCUCGGCCUCGGAGCCCCCUUCCGCAGGGGUCCCCGGGCGGCGCACACCGAGAAGGAGAGGCACAGGGGCAGGCCCAGGCGCCGCGCUGCAGGCGAGGGGUCGCCGCCGAGACCCUUCCGGCCGUGUCAAGCUCCCCACCCGCCCUGCGCCCCGCGGCCGACACACCUCUCCCGCCGGGUCCCGCUCCCUCCCUCUCCCGGGCCCGCGGAUCCCUCCCCCUGCACCUCCCCGGCGCCCUCCUCCUCCGGCCCCCCUCCCGCGUCCUUCCUUCUCCCCCGCGCCGCCCAGGCCCGGGGCCUCCGGUAGGCCCGGCUGCGCCAAUCCUGGCCGCGGCCCGCCCCCUGACGCCGAGCUGGGCCCGGCGAGGCCCCGCCCGCUGACGUCCGGAUUUGCAUGAGUUCUUGUGCAGCCGCGGCCCGGGCUCAGUUGUCUGAGCGAUCGCGAGCCGGGACGCGGGGCGGGCGCGGGCAGCGGCGGGCGG